This is a messenger RNA of Danaus plexippus (monarch butterfly), 2146 nucleotides long. RefSeq names its product dynein regulatory complex subunit 3-like. Lineage: Eukaryota; Metazoa; Arthropoda; Insecta; Lepidoptera; Nymphalidae. The transcript has 9 exons. Bases 66 to 1733 code for a protein of 555 amino acids. The record is from RefSeq and is a predicted model, not a curated record. Gene Ontology annotation, molecular function: protein binding.
UAAUCAGUUAGAUUUCUUCAAACAAUUUAGCUUAUUUUUGAUUCAUAUAUUUAUUUCUUGCCAAGAUGGGAGAGAAAUCAUCAUUAAAUAGUUUAAUUAUACUACCAGAUAUAGAACCUGGUGUGAUAGAUAAUGCCAUGCUAACUCGUUGCAUUUUGGAAUAUGGACCCACUGAAGAAGCAGGAAGAUUGUUCGCAGAAGAGGGUGUUCAUUUAGAUGAAGCACCCGUAGUACGGCUUGAAUUUCAAAAUAUUUUAAGAAUUGAUCAUCUAUGGAUGCUUAAGUCAUUGAGAAAGUUAACCCUAGCACAUAAUCUAAUAGAAAAAAUUGAACAUUUGGAUCUUUUAACUGGUCUCAAUGAAUUGGAUUUAUCAUUUAAUAAAAUUGAGAAAAUAGAAAAUUUAGAUAGUCUCGUUAAUUUAGAAGUUUUGACAUUAUUCCACAAUAGAAUAAGAAAACUGGAGAAUAUGGAAACUCUCCAAGAAUUAUUGGUGUUUAGUAUUGGUGACAAUCUCAUAGAAGAUUAUAAGGAGAUGGCAUACGUGAGGCGUUUUCGAAAACUAAGGUCUGUGAGUUUUAAGGGCAAUCCGUGUUGUGAUGACCCUAUGACUUAUCAGUUCUUAAAAUCUGCUCUCACUAGAGUGACAUAUUUAGAUUAUAAAUUAGUAACCGAAGAAGAAAGAGAAGCUGGAGUUGCUGUUUUCCGAGGCCUUCUAAGAAAAUUAGAUGAAGCAGACGAAAAAGCUGAAAAAGAAAGAAUAGCUAAGGAGGAAUACGAUGCUAGAGUUAAAUUUUAUGCCCUCUCUUUUGUGGAAUAUUUAAGUGGGCCUGAGCUUUUAGAGUCAAUGUUCGAAAAAGAUCCAGAUGGAAGUUUAUUGUUGAAAGUUGGCGGAGAGCUUAUAGGAUUUUUUGAUCAGUACAAGGAACAAUACGUCGAAACCAUGGCUGGCUUAGUCGAGUUUGCUCAAGAAGCUUACAAUGCAAGACAACAUGAAAUUAAACUAUUCAAAGAUCUCGUCGACAAUGCUCUAGAAGAGAGUGUACAGAAAAGCAAAGAAGUGGUUUUUGAAUUUGAAGAAAAAAAGAAACCUUUAGUGGAACAAAUGAAUCAGAUUAUAGGAAAAUAUACGGCCAAACAGGCUACACUAGAGCAACUGGAACCCAACAUUAUAGAUGCGGGUGAAGCGUUUAACGAUCUCAUUUAUGACCUGUGGAAAAAGCUGAUGACCCUAGAGAUGCAACUCUAUGAACAAUGCGAGGAAUCCCGGGUUCAAUUCGCGGUGAACAUGACGGAGAUGAUAACAAAACUGCUCGAAAUUUCGAGAAACGCGUUCGGAGCGUGGCGAGAACACGAGGGCAUGUGGUCCAUGCGUCAGUUCGAGACGCUGUCCAAGCUGUUAGGAAAUAAAGUUAUGCUCGGAGACGCACCACCGGAGCUGUUUGAGAUCAUGAUGGAUAGAGAUCAAAUGAUGAAUCUUGUUGCUCAAUCGUCGGACAAUCACAUGAGGUUUAUCGAUGCAAGGGAGGAUCUUCUCAUGACUCGUGCCAAUGCCUGGCGAGAUGAACUCGUACAAGGCACUAACGACAAUGAAAUAAAGAGAAAUAGGGAUAGAAUUUUGGAAAUUUAUUAUUUCAUUGACAAUCAGCGAGAGGAAUGGACGGAUAUGCAAAUGAGCAUGACAGUAACUGCAGUAGAUCCAGAAACAGCGGCCCUGUUGGGAGAUGAUUUUUAAAAGUAUAAAAAGGUUUUAUAUAAAUUUAAAUUAUUAAAUUUUAGAAAAGUAACAAAAAUUUGUUUGCCAAGGCCAACAUAACAUAAAAACAAUAAGAAAUCUUGUAAAAAUCAAUUCAACAACUCAUUAAUAAGUAUGUAUCUUUUGCUUUCAUCAAAUUCUGUUCUUAUUUUAAAUGACCUAAUUUUAAUAACUAAACUAGUAUACCAGAUGGACCAAAAGAAGUCAUCCUAUGAUGUCUAGCUCUCUUUUUUUUCUAAAUGAAAAACUUUGAUCCUAUUGUUUGAUUAUGUUUGUUUGAACCUUUAGAAUUCUAUUUGGUAAGUCGACACGAUUAUCGCCCAAAUGGGCGCCGCCUCCAUUGAUUGCCAUACAGGCUCGUUUUAUGGCGUUUUUUAUCACUUCGGCGAGAA